AUGGAUGCUCCUGUGUGGGAACAACAUGUGUCCAGCAUAAAUUUGGAUGAGGCAGCCCUUGAGGUGCUGAGGUCUGUUGAUGGCCACACAUCUAUCUUUUGGAGACUGCCUUCAAAAACUGGAACAGCAGGUUCAGCGCUGAACCAUGCCAUCAACGUGGUGAAGUCGACUCUGGAAGCGAAAGCUCCUAUGUCUUUUAAACUGGGGUAUACUCACAACCCUUCUUGGAGAUGGGACAACACAUUGUACGGCUACAAACAUGACCUGGCCUACAAGUUCCAAGCUAUGCUGGUCUUGUGCAUUUCUGAAGAACCACACUCUGCAGCCAUGAUGGAAGCUGCCCUGAUAUCCUACUUCAAAGGCACUCCUGGAUGUCAGAAUGUACGAGCCGGCGGCGACAAUGUCAAGACGGAUCCCAUGGCCUCUGUGCCGCUCCAUAUGGUUUACUGGGUUUAUCGUUCCUUUAAGGGCAGGCCUGAUCCUAGCUUUGCAAGGGGCAAGCGGAGUUAG
Messenger RNA from Symbiodinium pilosum, 510 nucleotides. NCBI's taxonomy places the organism in Eukaryota, Dinophyceae, Suessiales, Symbiodiniaceae. The record is from the annotation of a GenBank genome assembly.